Messenger RNA from Drosophila busckii, 1020 nucleotides. RefSeq lists its product as uncharacterized. Lineage: Eukaryota; Metazoa; Arthropoda; Insecta; Diptera; Drosophilidae. The record is from RefSeq and is a predicted model, not a curated record. The coding region runs from base 1 to 1020 and encodes 339 amino acids. The transcript has a single exon.
AUGCUCAAGUGGACAGCCUCAGCGCAGCGACUGAACGAGCUGCCAGUGCGAGCGCCAGCGCCGCAGCAACGUCGACAGCGACGCCAGCGACGCGCGACAAUUGCAAACAAGGAGAAUGUGCCAGAGUUGGGUCACUAUACAUCCACACCCAUGCCCAUGGCGCCGCUGCAGCGACAGCGCAACAGUCCGCUGGUGCUAGCGCCGCUCAGCGAUAUACGCAACGUAACGCCGGAGCCGGCGGUAGCGGCAGGAUCACCACGUCUAGCGGUGGCAAGCAUUAGAUAUGCAGCAACGCUGCCGCGCUAUGAGGUGGAGUACUCACCCACAACGACGCUGCUGGCCAGUGGACAGCAGUUGGCGCUGCGUGGUCUGCUGCCGCUUGAUCCGUUUCUGGAGCAGCCGCGCUACAUGGCGGCUACGCAACGUUUGCGGCAGCGCAAGCUCGAAGCCGAUCUCUUGGCGGAAACGCCGCCGCUAGUAAAGCCGCCGCCGCCAGCGCCACGGCCAGUGACACCGCAGCCUUCAACUAAAAUGGGCGAUCAAACGCUGGACAAGCUUAUUGAUGCCAUACUCGACUCUGCCUGCAAAGCGGAGCCCAGCAACAAGAAGAAGCCGCGCAAGUCCUUCAAUCUGCGUCGCCGCACGCUCGUCAAGCAGCAGCUGGAGUCCCAAACUGCAGCGGCGGCGCUAGUGCUGUCGCCCUCGUAUACGCCAGCGGAUGAUCCGGCCAGCGAUUUGAGCUUUGGUCUGCAUCCGCUGCCGCCAACGCCGGAGCCAGCAACGCCCGCUAGCAAAUUGCGCCACAGUCAGCUCGUUCAGCUGCCAACGCCAGCACCAGCGCCAGCGCCAGCUACGUCCAGUCACUCCGAUACCUUCUGCCUGGAAACGCCAGUGCGUCCGCUCAAGCGCAGUCGGACGCAGCCCGCAGUUAGCGUCGAGUCGCCGCUGAAGCGCUUCAAAGUCGAUGCGCGCAACUAUUUCGAGGUGGGCCUAGCACUGCCCUCCAGCAUCUACGUCUAA